This is a messenger RNA of Musca vetustissima, 1204 nucleotides long. RefSeq names its product hemicentin-2 (gene dpr12). The transcript has 7 exons. Gene Ontology annotation, biological process: synapse organization. Gene Ontology annotation, cellular component: neuron projection membrane. Lineage: Eukaryota; Metazoa; Arthropoda; Insecta; Diptera; Muscidae. The record is from RefSeq and is a predicted model, not a curated record. The coding region runs from base 131 to 1000 and encodes 289 amino acids.
CGCAUUGCCGGCAAUACACGAAUAGGCCACGAAUGCUAAACGUGUGACAAACGCCUUCGGGUUCUCCUCCACUGCACCAAUAUCAUCAUUGGUCUUGUAGCAGGAAGUACAAUUGAAGGAGCUGCCACAAAUGUUGCCCACAUUAACGCCAAUGCAUUUGCUGGAAUUACGUCUCAUCUUACUUUGCCUGCCAUCCAUUAUACUGGCCACAACACUGGAGCCAGAUCAAAAGUCAAUACUUACCGAUAGCGAUUGGAAGAAAUUAUGGAUGCGAGGAGGUAUAAAUCCCGAUUCAAGAUUCGAUAGCAACAAUUUAGAUUCCAGCGACAGUCCAAUGUUCGAAGACAGCGAAAAUCAGAUAUCCUGGAUUCGUCGUCGAGAUUGGCAUAUACUGUCGUCGGGUGCUCAGUUGUACACAAACGAUGAACGCUUUGCUAUUCUGCAUACGCCGGGAUCAAAUAUGUGGACACUGCAGAUAAAGUUUGUGCAGCGACGAGAUCACGGCAUGUACGAGUGUCAGGUUUCAACACCCACUGGCAUUAUUUCGCAUUUUGUUAACCUUCAAGUGGUUGUGCCAGAAGCAUUUAUUUUAGGUUCUGGCGAAUUACAUGUCGACAUGGGAUCAACAAUCAAUUUAGUUUGCAUAAUUGAAAAGAGUCCAACACCUCCGCAGUAUGUGUUUUGGCAAAAGAACGAGAGAUUAAUUAACUACUAUGAUUCCAGGCGGGAUAUUUCAAUAGAAACGACACCGGGUCCGCGUACUCAAAGUCGUUUAAUAAUAAGGGAACCACAAAUAUCUGAUUCCGGGAAUUACACAUGCUCUGCGAGCAACACAGAACCAGCCAGUAUAUAUGUAUUUGUGUCAAAAGGUGAUAAUAUGGCUGCUAUAUCGAGAAGAAAAACAUCAUCUGCCGAUCGUAUCGCUGCCAUUUUUAUGUACGUUGUGGCACCAUGUGUUUUGGUGAAUACACUAGGAAUGCGGCGUAUAUUUCUUACUUAAGACUUUUUCGUGUAGCCAUCUCUAGAUGAAUGCAGUGUUAGUAAAUUAAAUCCUAUUUAAGUGAAAUUUACAAAUGUUAAGAUUUAAUAUUAAAAUCUAGUCAUGUAUGUACAAAACUAACUAAAAUUUAUGUAUAUUUAGCAAAUAUUGUAAUUAGUGUUUAUCUAUUGUUUAAACAGUUAGCAAAACCCUGUCUCACACACA